AUGGCGUCCAACAACCCUCUUCCCGAUCCAAUGAUAUUUUCCGGUCAGUCCCAUAUCCCUCGUCGCCGGAAACAUCGAAAUUCAGCCGUCGCCGUUGCUUUUCGGCACAGAGCUGCACCCAAAAAGCACUCUGAUAAUAAUAGCAAUUCCCCUGUGAACUUUUGUGAAGGUUUACACAAAAGUGAGGCUUCUGCAAGGAAGCUCGCUGCAGGGUUGUGCCAGUUUAGGCUUAUGGAAGCCUCAGAGGAUGGCGGUGCUGAUUUUCAAAAUGCAUCGUCUUUUCCAUUGCCCAUGUCUCCGCUUGCUAACGGAAAUGUAAAGAUCACGCUUUCCCAUCAUCACAAUACUGGAGAAAAAUUUACAGAGAUGAAAGAUCGGCUAAGGAGGCCAUUAACCAUCUUGCGUUCAGGAAAUGGAAUUCAAUGUGAGACUGAAUCUUCUCUGCCAAAUCUCAAAUGUUCAAAAGAAGAGGCGAAAAAAUGGAACCCUACUCUUAAGAAUGAAGCAUCCGAUGAGUGUCCUAUGAUUCACAGCAGGAAGUGUGUUGAAGACGAAAAAAUUGUUGGUGACUAUGACUCUGUUAUGACUACAUUGUUAGAAGAACUCCUACGAGCUCAAAGGAGUAUCAAAAAACUUAAAGCUGCACAGAAGGCUUCUAAGAAAAGAGUUAAACAAUUUUUGCAAAAUCUUGAAAAAGAAAAAUUAUUUUGGAAGCGUAGAGAAUGCCAGAGGGUUGAAACAAUGUUAAAUGACUUAAAGGACAAGUUGGAGAGGGAAAGAAAAAGUAGGGAAAGGAUGGAGUUAUUGAAUACCAAAUUGGUACAGGAGCUAGCUAAAGCUAACUUAUCUGCCAAGCAAUUUAUGACAAAGUACAAGAAAGAAAAGAAAGAAAGAGAAUUGAUAGAGGAAGUGUGUAACGAAUUAGCCAUGCAAAUAGGGGAAGACAAAGCUAAGCUUGAGGGAUUAAGUGAUUCCAUGAAAAUUUGUGAGGAAUUGGAAGAAGAGAGGAAGAUGAUGCAAAUGGCUGAGCUAUGGCGUGAAGAAAGUGUGCAAAUGAAGCUAGUUGAAGCACAAUGUGUACUUGAAGAUAAAUAUAAUCAAAUGGUUGAGUUGAUUGCUUUUCUUCAAACGUUCUUAAGAUCAAAGGGUGCUGAACUAGACACCACAGAAUUAGAGGACACUCAGUUGAUCAAACAGGAUAUUGAAUCAGUGAAUAUUCAACGUAUUGUUGAGCUUUCAUAUGAUUUCUCAAAGUCAGACAAUAUAGUUUCCAUUUUUGAGGAGCUAAGAAAAGACAAUAUAGAAGAGGGGGUGAAUAAACCAGAUUCCCAUCUCACUCUUACUAGCCCCUUACCCACAGCCCACAUUGAAAGUCUUGAUGAAGAAAUGUUGAAUAAAAACUCAACAUUGCAUGAUAACUCAAGUCCCUCUAGCGAUUAUAAUAAAAACUCCAAUGGUGGAACUACGAUUUCUUCAACACAAUCUUCUCAACAUAAAAGGUUUGGUGAUGAUCGUUAUGAACAAAAGGAGUCUACAGGCUCAAUAAUUCAGAAUGGAGGGAUUACUUCUUCUCAAUGUAAAAGUUCUGUUGAAGGUAGCUUCAAACACUCGGAAUUGUUGGGACCAGGAAACUCUACAUGUAACAUGAACCCACAUAUACUUCGUGGGAUGAAAGGGUGCACAGAAUGGCCACGUGGAAUACCAAAAUCCAAUUCCAAAGUCAUUCCUUCUGAAAGAAAGAGUGAAAAACAAAAAAUCUAG
Abrus precatorius (Indian licorice) is the source of this 1761-nucleotide messenger RNA. RefSeq lists its product as uncharacterized. The transcript is spliced from 3 exons. The record is from RefSeq and is a predicted model, not a curated record. Bases 1 to 1761 code for a protein of 586 amino acids. NCBI's taxonomy places the organism in Eukaryota, Viridiplantae, Streptophyta, Magnoliopsida, Fabales, Fabaceae.